Molecule: messenger RNA, 1169 nt
Organism: Aphanomyces astaci
Lineage: Eukaryota; Oomycota; Saprolegniomycetes; Saprolegniales; Verrucalvaceae
Exons: 5
Coding region: 1-1146 (381 amino acids)
Source: RefSeq, a predicted model, not a curated record
AUGGAGGAACCCGCGCCAAAGAAACCCAAGGUGACACAUGACGAAGUCGACGGCGUGGCGAAGGUACCGCCACAGGAACUGGUGUCCUUCGUCGUACCAGCGCACAACGCGAGCAGCACCAUCGAUGACUGCCUCGCAUCCAUAUGCAAUAUCACGUACCGUCCGCUAGAAGUUGCCGUGUACGACGAUGCAUCCACUGACGACACGUUCGACAAACUUCAGGCGUGGGUGCCCAAAUGUGCCGCCGCAGGCGUGACACUGCACGCUAUUGAAAAGAAGAAGGACACUCCUGGUGGCGCAGGGUACGCCAAGAAUCGUGCUGCCGAAGUGUGCACCGGCGCGUACUUUGCGUUCUUGGACUCGGACGACAUGGCGCUGCCCCACCGCGUGGACGUGCAAUUGGCCAUGGCGAAAAACGACCCGUCGGUCAUUGUCGGCGCCAACUUUACGCGCAUCCCUGAAGGGUCGACAUGGCAUUACACUGCCUGGGCCAAUGCCCUCACCGACGAACAGCUCGUGCUGCAGCAAUAUCGAGAAUGCACCAUCAUCAUGCCGACGUGGUUCAUGGCGAAAGCUCGCUUCGAGUUUGUGGGUGGGUUCGACGAAGCCAAGACCUCCGCCACAAUCCCCGAAGACUUGAUCUUCUUUCUCAAACAUUUAGAAUUGGGCGGUACGUUGAAGAAAUCCAACGACACGCUCGUCAUCUACAGGUCCACCAAGCAUGUUGCUCACGUCGUUGCUCACGUCGUUGAGCGCAAACGUAGACACUCAAGCGGCAGCGUGUGCAGCAAGUUGCCAAGGCGCGUGCUGCUGCGGACGCGCCUCGAGUCAUUCGAGCGCCGCGUGUUGAGUCAAUGGCCGACGUUUACGAUCUGGGGAUGCGGCCGCGACGGCAAAGCGGUCUUCAACGAACUGUCCAGUGCUUCGAAACGCAAAGUCGUGGCAUUCUGCGACGUGAAUGAAAAGAAGAUUGGUACCAAGCACCACGACCAAGUCACCCGCAUCAACAUCCCCAUCAUCCACUUCCGCGACGCGGUGCCGCCCAUCGUGUGCUGCGUGUCCAUGGGCCGCACGGACGGCGAGCUCGAAGCCAACGUCCGCAGCCUCAACCUCGUCCAUGGCGUCAAUUUUUGGCACUUUAUUUGAUCCAAACAAGCAAAUGUUUUCGU